AUGUCUGCUGGUCCAGGGCUUGAGUCACUUGUAGAUCGUAUGUGGCUUCCAGUUCAUGUUUAUGUCUUCUUUUCAUUCAAGUUCAGCUUUCAGAUCACACGAUAUGGUUGAGUUUAAGCAGGCCUGCCGAGUAGCCUGUCAACUCGGUCAUCAGGAUUUAGUUUAGUGGCUUUAUCUCAAUUAUGAGAUCUACCAUCGAUGAUGCGCUGUCUGAAUACCUCGUUUCCAUGUUUUAGUUCUGAUUUGGGACUUUCUGCUCCUAACUUGAAGCGAUUUUUUCAAGUCAGUCAUUGAUCUUAUCUUUUCCAUUUGCAGAAACGAUAUCAGUGAUCACUAAUGAUGGAAGAAAUAUUAUAGUGAGUACUGAAGCGUUCUUCACGACCUUCUCCAACUCCUCAUAGUGUUGUUGAUAAUCAUAUCUCUUUUAAAGGAAAAGUUAAUCGCGUCUGUGUUUUUAAAUUCCAGUAAAUGGUGAAGAUACUCUUUUUCUUUUUUUUGGACUCAGACAACGUGGUACUCCAAAGUAUUGAUCAAAAUUUUCAAUAUAAUAAGAAUUUUCAGACACUUCGUCUUCGAUUCUCAGAUGCUCUUGUCGCUGCUUCCCCCUCCCUGAACUUUCAGCGAAGUCAAUAAACUGGCCGAUUGGCUUCAUCUGUUUCAACUAGAGAAAUUUCAUGGCAAUAUCUCCAUGCUUCAGCUUCUCUGCUAACUCUGAUGGCCAUCACCUUCUGCAGGGAAUUUUGAAAGGGUUUGACCAGGCCACAAACAUUAUUCUAGACGAAUCACACGAGCGAGUCUAUUCAACAAAGGUUUGCCCUUCCUUUCUUAUCUCAGGUUUCAUAUUCUUUUGAUAACCUGUUCAACAGAGAGGUUUCCAGUCAUUUCACCCUGAAAUCUUUAGACUCUUCCAAGUGGGCAGGUGCCUAGCUGUGUCUUACAUACAUAUCCAUACAUCUAUGGAAAACUAGUGAACAGCUACAUAACCGAGCAUCAUGUCGUUACACUAGUUGAGAAGCCUCGGCAUCAUUCGUCAUGGAUAUUUAGCCUGAUCUGUUUAGUACAUGCUGUGAUUUGGACAAAUCUUAGCGAAUUAGAAAGUUUACUUGAUCCGUGAUGGGUCAAUAAGUUAAACAAUAUCUUCUGAACCUAGUUUGUAAAUGGUAAGUGCUAAUUUGAUCAAGCCUUGUCAGAGGCUUCCCAAAUCCAUCUCACAAUUAUAUACAUAUAUAUAUAUAUAUAUGGAUCUGCAAGAUCUUCGAAUAAAACUCUCUUUGAAGCAUCUUGGACUUUGGGAAUCUCUAACAAGCCCUAGGUUGACGGAAGAAGGCCCAACGACUGUGAUGAUACUGAAUUUGGAAAUUUUAUAUCAUGUGGUAUCUAUAUGAAUGGGCCCACUGCAUGUCAGCAUCGAGAAGCUUACAGGGUUUUCUGGAUAUAGUGGAGGUUUCCUCCUGUGGGAUUCAUUCAGACCGAGGUUCUUGAGGGGGGGCCUGAGUGAGUUGUAGAGGUUCUUUACAUUUUUCAUGGUUCGUUGGGAAGCCCAGAGACAGGUAACGCUAAUCUCGUUGCUGUAUGAUAUAAUCCUAAUUUGAAUGGGGGGGAGGGGGGAAAAAACGAGACUUUUAAAAUCUAUUUUUCAAAACCCUAAAGCAAAAACCCCAAACCCUAAACCCUAGAGCUGACCUUCGACCCCAAUUUGUAAAUCCGAAACUCUAAAAUCCGAGAUCCUAAGCCAGACACCAUUUUUUCUGGGGAAAUCAUAGUGUUUGAUACCCAUAUUAGCUCAAGAAUCCCCUUCAAAGGAGUAAAUAAAUAAAUGCAUCUCUCUCUCUCUCUCUCUCUCUCUCUCUCUCUCUCUCCUCUCCCUCUCUCCCUCUCUCCCUCUCUCUCUCUAUCUUUCUUGCGUAACCUGAAGAUCUUUGACUCGCAGGAAGGUGUCCAGCAACUGGUCCUGGGCUUGUACAUCAUCAGGGGCGACAACAUGUAAGAAGAAACCUGCCCCCCUCAUACGCAGAAGUUCUUGAAUUUUUUGGACCUGAUGCAUGGUAAUUAUUUCUCUCUCUGCAGAAGUGUGAUCGGGGAGCUGGACGAGGAGCUGGACGCCAACCUGGACCUGUCCAAGCUGCGGGCCCACCCGCUGAAGCCCGUCAUCCACUGA
Molecule: messenger RNA, 2158 nt
Organism: Spirodela intermedia
Lineage: Eukaryota; Viridiplantae; Streptophyta; Magnoliopsida; Alismatales; Araceae
Source: the annotation of a GenBank genome assembly